UGGAUGUCUGGGAAGAUAAGGAGUAGAUGCAAUUUCCCCGUAUGACGUCUGACGUGCGGCGCAUGAUAACGUUGUAGUGAAGCAGGUAGCCGAGGUGGCGUGCCGCUGGCCAAAAGGCAACCGCAGGAGAUGUACAUAUCGAUCCCUGGAGGUUCCCGAGCCGAGCCGAGAUCCCUAUCCCAUCCUGCACCCCCAAAACAUUUGCUGCAUACCCCUGCCUCAAAGAAAAGAAAGCAAAAUCUUUUCGUGUGCCCUCAAGAAAAGGCUUGGAAUGUGUGGGCGGCUACGCCACCAUUGCUCACGGUCCCAGGGUUCCUACAGCAUAUAUGUUCAUGGAUCUCCUCACGGCCACAGACCUACCAAGCUCAGCGCCAUCAAGCCCAUGCGUGCACGAGAACACGCGCGGCGGCGAGGUCAGCGGUCAGCCCCUCAUCGACGCCACCGGCAAUGGCGGCGCCGGCGAGCAGGCAAGCACCGGCGGCGGCGGAGUACGUGGACCCCGUUUACGAGUGGCUCGACGACGGCGACAGCUACCUCCUCCGCCUCAAGCUCCCAGAGUUCAAGAAGGAGGAUUUGCGGGUGCACGUGGACGACGAGGGCCGGCUCACCGUCAUCGGCCAGCGCAGGCCCGCACCCGGCGCCGGCGGCGAGCAGGCCAAGGCGACGCGGCUUCACAAGGCGUUCCAGCUGCCCAACACCGCCAACCUUGGGGCCAUCUCCGGCCGCUUCGAUGGCACCGUGCUCACGCUCACAGUGCCCAAGCUGCAGCAGGAGCAACCACCCGCCGCGACGCCGCUGCCUCCUCCAUCGACGACGCAGGCCAAGGAGGAGGAGGCGCAGCAAGUCGCCGACGGUGGUAAGCCUCAAGCUGAUCAGGAGGACAUGGCGGGGAGGGCGAGCCUGGCGGCGACAGGCAAAGAGGAAGACGACAAGGCCAAGCCCGUGGCGCCGCCGCCCCCGGCGCAGCAGCAGCAACCGAGGGAGGAGGAGAAGGUGGAGAGGGGCGGAGACCGUCGAGAGGAUCAGGACGAGAAGGCGAGGGCCGAGCACAGGGAGAAGGUGUCCCGCGAGGCCGCGCGCAGGGUCGAGGCGGCGCGGGCGAGGGUGGCGGAGGCCAAGGCGAAGGCGGAGCGGGAGAGGCAGUGCGAGCACUGGAAGGAGCGCGCGGUGGAGGAGGGGCUCAAGCUGGCGGACGCCGUCAGCAAGAACAAGGAGGUUAUCGCCGCGGCCGUCGCCGGGAUCGCGCUCGGCGUCUUCGUCUCCCACAAGCUCUUCUCCAGGAGUUGAUCCAUGUGCAUCAACCCAUCCAUGAAUGGAUGAUCAGACGACAGAGAGAUCGAGCGCGUCGGCUAAAUCAUUUACGUCUUACGUGCAGGGCUUCAAUUCAAGCCUUCUUCAGCGCACAUUGUCGAUUGUACUAGUAUAUACAGAGAACAAAAGUGUACGUAGCACCGUUGUACAUACAAACAAAUUGUAAUCGUGGCAAGGUUGAGAGUUGAGACAGAUACUGAUGACCGACCAACCAAUGUACGGGUUUACACUGAA
Messenger RNA from Panicum virgatum (switchgrass), 1545 nucleotides. RefSeq lists its product as uncharacterized. NCBI's taxonomy places the organism in Eukaryota, Viridiplantae, Streptophyta, Magnoliopsida, Poales, Poaceae. The transcript is spliced from 2 exons. The coding region runs from base 130 to 1287 and encodes 385 amino acids. The record is from RefSeq and is a predicted model, not a curated record.